AUGUUCAAUAACCGCACAAAAGCUGUAGCACACACGACUCAUAAUUCUUUCUCUGUUGUUCACCUUCUUCGGCUCCAUCCACUGCACAUCCUGAUCAUGCGGCUCCAAUACGCUCCCAGGGAACCAGAUCCUUCCAACAUCGAGACGGUCGAAGUAUAUCAACGGAUUACAGCCCGUCGCUUGCCACGACCACUUAUCCCUCUCGAUCUGACGUUGCUACAUGCGCCUCCCGUUGCCGAUGGAUACAAUAGCUUUAUCGGGGCGCUGCGGACAAAAACAGUCAUUGCACCAUCACUGUUGGAGUUGAGCAUCUGUCGCGUUGGUCGUCUCAACGGAGCCGUCUACGAGUGGAAUAUCCAUGGACCGCUUGCAUUGAAGGCAGGAGUCUCCGUGCAGCAACUGCAUGAAGCCUCUACGUUGCCUCCCUUCACAGAUAAGGACGACGAGGCCCAAAAGGCAUGGAAAGAUACUUCCCUCACCAGGACCCAGCAAAUAGUCCUCCAGUACACAGACGAGGUCACUAUGAGCGUGGCUGUGAGUGAUGAUGUGUUUCAGGAGCUGCGUCAAGUCCUUGGGUCUGACGGCGAAGUGGUGGAACUCACUACGACUGUUGCUGGGUAUAACUGUGUCAGUCGGAUCUUGGUGGCUUUGGACGUGGGAGAGCAUAGCACUAGUCGGAUGAAGAGUGCCGAGGAAAUGGCAGAACAUUGCUGA
Molecule: messenger RNA, 714 nt
Organism: Aspergillus terreus NIH2624
Lineage: Eukaryota; Fungi; Ascomycota; Eurotiomycetes; Eurotiales; Aspergillaceae
Product: carboxymuconolactone decarboxylase family protein
Exons: 1
Coding region: 1-714 (237 amino acids)
Molecular function (GO): peroxiredoxin activity
Source: RefSeq, a predicted model, not a curated record